This is a messenger RNA of Homarus americanus (American lobster), 2380 nucleotides long. RefSeq names its product glutamate receptor ionotropic, delta-1-like. Gene Ontology annotation, molecular function: glutamate-gated receptor activity. Gene Ontology annotation, cellular component: membrane. NCBI's taxonomy places the organism in Eukaryota, Metazoa, Arthropoda, Malacostraca, Decapoda, Nephropidae. The record is from RefSeq and is a predicted model, not a curated record. The transcript is spliced from 10 exons. The coding region runs from base 195 to 1562 and encodes 455 amino acids.
CUGGCGGGAAGCUGGACACGAGUCACUGGCUGGUGCUGCUGGAGAAGGAGGACCUGGCUCGCCUCCACUCCCACGCUCACCACCUCAACCUCUUCAUUGACUCCACCUUCCUCCUGGCCGCCUUCAGCGACUGCCACGCCCAGAUCGAGAGUCUUUACCGCGUAGGGCCUAAGAGCGGGGUACUGGUGGAGGAGAUGGGAGAGUGGAGUACUGCAGGAGGGUAUGUUGGUGCCUACGGUGUUAACAAGUACGACAGGCGGAUGGAUUUCCAAGGCUAUCCCAUCCAGGGCAUUGGUGUUGACGUGUUCGGUUUCUUCACUACUUAUUUACCUGGUGGCGAACUGUCUGGCUACGUGGGCGACAUCGUUACCAUAUUAGAGAGGAACCAUAAUUUCACGCUGAGCUACAGGAAACUAGAGGGUUACGACUACGGCAAGCUGGUCCCAGGGUCGAAGAGUGAGUGGACUGGGAUGGUGGGUGAGCUGCAGAGUGGCCGAGCUGACUUGACCGUCUCUGAACUGUCCAUUACCCAGGAGCGUAGCGAGGUCAUCACUUAUACUCAACCUGUCUAUAUUAUCAGCCGCAAGUUGUACGUCUCAACUCCUGAAGACUUCCAGAAGAAGCUCUUGGCCUACGCGACCCCGAUGGACACGGCGUUGUACUUGUGUGUAUUCGCCUCCGUGGGCGUCCUCUCCCUCGCUCUGUAUUUUAUUGAACGUCUUCGUCUGCGUCUAAUCUCCUGUAAGGACGUCUCCAUGAGCCUGACGGUGGCGGUGUGGAGUAUGUUAUCAGCGCUCCUGCAGCAAGGGUGCGACACCUGCCCGUCCAGUGUGGCGGCACGGGCCAUCUUCUGGCUGGGGUUCGUGGCCUCACUGAUCGUGUACACCUCAUACUCGGCCACACUAGUGUCUCACCUGGCCGUUGAGAGGCCGGCCGCCCUCCCCUUCUCUGACCUCCGCCAGCUCUCAUAUCAGACGGACUGGGACGCCGGAGUAAACAACAACGAUCUGUUUCAGGUCACAGCGUCUCAAACGUGUGUGGGAUCACCGACGGACGAGUGUAGGAUACUGAGGGACGUGUGGAACAGAGUGGUGAUGAGGAGUCCCGGCAACAUCGUUAACUCCUACAGUGAAGGACUCCAGAAGGUGCUCGAGGGUCAAUACGUGUUCAUUGGAGUCGACGUGACCACCAACUACUUCAUCAGAGGACUACCAACUCAGGAGGCGUGUCUAGUGAAGGAGCUCCCUGGUAAGUACAUCACGGGGGGCAUCGCUAUCGGCCUCCAGCACCACUCACCCUUCAGGAGGAUCUUCGACUACAGUCUACAGAAGAUAAGAGAGAUGGGGUUGAUGAAUCGUCUAGCACUGACUUGGUUAUCCGCGGAGAGGUCUUGUUCGCUGGAGACAACAGUGACUGCCAAACUCUCUGAUGUAGCGACACUCUUUAUUCUUCUCUUGUUGGGUGUAGCAGCCAGCCUUAUCGUCCUCGCUGGGGAGCUUAUGGUCUCACAAGUAAAGGAGAAGAAUUACCGAAGACAUAAGGUGGAAAGGAGGAAAGUUUGAUUGUCCUUUUGGCUUCACAUUUAUCAAACUCCUUUUCAAGUUAAACGUGAGAGAGGAGGUUGGUUUUAUGUCGCUAAAUUCGCUCCAGUUUCGUCGAUCUAAAAGGAACAUGUGUAAAUAGAGAAUACUAAACAUCUGUUGGAGGAAUCACAUGAGCUCCCUCUUCAGAAGCGAGUGAUGAAGGUAUCCGAGAGGGGUGUCGGACAGAACCCCAUCGGAUAAAACCCAUCAGGCAAAAGCCCAUCAGAAUAAAACUCCGGACUAAACCCCUAAAAGACAAUACCCAUAGGACAGGAAAGUUAAAAAGAAAAUUAGGAUGGAUAUAGAUGAACAGGUGUAUCAAUUACCAGCUCAGGUGUAUAAGUACUAAACGCCUGAUAAUAUUCCAAUCUGUGAAUACCUGAGCUGGCUAAUUAUCUUCUAUACUGAGGUGUAUGGUAGCCAAGUGUGACCCCAUGAAUGCACACCUGUUGCCUUUGAUCAGAGGUCGGGAGCCAGGCCACCACAGUCAAGUUUAGUUCAAAUUAGUGUAAAUAUUUAUCAUCUAUAAUCUAUAUUGACACUGUACCCGAACUCACAUCUCCUGUCUAGUGUUGUGUAACAUCUUCUGUAAUUAUUUGUAUUUUAUUCCUCUCUGAAAUGAAGGGAAUGUGUAUAUAAGAUGAGUAUUAUGAAUCAUACGUCAGGCAGACACGUCAUAAAUAUUACGUCAGUUGUGUCUCAUGUUAGUAAAUAUUCUAUUAUUCAGGAAGUUUUAUUUUUUUUUAUUUUUUUUACGGGAAUCAGCCCACCCAGGCACAGGUCACUGACCCACAUCG